UGGAUGUUUCUUUGCAGAAACUCAUGCAGCCAGAAUCUGGGGCCAAUGGAACGGCCAUUGCUGAGUUCAUCCUGCUGGGCCUCAUGGAGCCACCAGAGCUGCAACCAGUUGUCUUUCUGCUCUUCCUCUUUGCCUACCUGGUCACGGUCGGGGGCAACCUCAGCAUCCUGGCAGCUGUCUUGAUGGAGCCCAAACUCCACACACCCAUGUACUUCUUCCUGGGGAACCUAUCAGUGCUGGAUGUCGGGUGCAUCACUGUCACUGUUCCUUCUGUAUUGAGUCGUCUCUUGUCCCACACGCGUGCAGUUCCCUACGGAGCCUGCCUUACCCAGCUCUUCUUCUUCCAUCUGUUCGUUGGAGUGGACUGCUUCCUGCUGACCGCCAUGGCCUAUGACCGAUUCCUGGCCAUCUGCCGGCCCCUCACCUACAGCACCCGCAUGAGUCACACAGUCCAGAGGAUGCUGGUGGCCGCGUCCUGGGUUUGUGCUUUCAGCAACGCACUGACCCACACCGUGGCCAUAUCCACGCUCAAUUUCUGUGGCCCCGAUGUGAUCCAUCACUUCUACUGUGACCUCCCACAGCUCUUCCAGCUCUCCUGCUCCAGCACCCGACUCAAUGAGCUGCUGCUCUUUGCUGUGGGUUUCAUAAUGGCGGGUGCCCCCAUGGCUCUCAUCGUCAUCUCCUAUAUCCGCGUGGCAGCUGCGGUCCUGCGAAUUCGCUCUGCAGAGGGCAGGAAAAAAGCCUUCUCCACGUGUGGCUCCCACCUCACUGUGGUUACCAUUUUCUAUGGUUCAGGUAUUUUUAACUAUAUGCGACUAGGUUCAACCAAGCUUUCAGACAAGGAUAAAGCUGUUGGGAUUUUCAACACUGUCAUCAACCCCAUGCUGAACCCAAUCAUCUACAGCCUCAGAAACCCUGAUGUGCAGAGCGCCCUCCGGCGGAUGCUCGUGGGGAGGCGGGCCCUGGCUUGAGGAGGUCUCCAUUGAGUCUUUCUGCCUGCGUCUUUUUGUGCUAAAGGAAAAACCUUCUAGAGCCAGAAACUAGGAAGAACAUGGUUCAGACCUGUUUCUGUCUCCUGGGCAUAAGAAGGACUUUUGGAGGGAAGAAUAGUUUUCAUUUCUUAAAGCAGCCCUGCCCAGUUAUAGGCAGUGCGUGUAGAGGUUCUGCCAAACCAGCCCCUUAGACAAAUUACAACCUCAGGCACUGUGUUCUCGCCUUUCUGGCUAGAGGGGAAACCUGGGAAGCUGUGAAUGCUUACAGUCUCAUGUCGGAGAGGGAAUGAGAGCCUGGGUUCCCAGAAGCACCCCAGAAAACUCCUCCCACCCCCGAUGUCAUUUUCUUCCCUCAAGUUCAGGCAUGCUUGGUCUGUUUAUAAAACAUCUAGCGAUUAGGAUUGUUUAUUUCUAGGUCUGGAGAAUAGGAUUGUUUUAUUUCUCCCAUCAUAACUCUGUAAGCAAAAAUAAAACAAAAACAAGAAAAGUAGCUCUUUCUAUUCCCAUUAAACAAAGAUCCCACAGCAUCUCCAGGGGGCAGAGGGGAAGCUGGAUGAUGAUGUGUCCUCUAGUAAUUCUGGAGCACACGAGACCUGGGU
This is a messenger RNA of Saimiri boliviensis boliviensis (Bolivian squirrel monkey), 1591 nucleotides long. Its product is annotated as olfactory receptor 3A1. Gene Ontology annotation, biological process: G protein-coupled receptor signaling pathway. Gene Ontology annotation, cellular component: membrane. Gene Ontology annotation, molecular function: olfactory receptor activity; G protein-coupled receptor activity. The record is from RefSeq and is a predicted model, not a curated record. NCBI's taxonomy places the organism in Eukaryota, Metazoa, Chordata, Mammalia, Primates, Cebidae.